UCCAAUGCAAGAAGGGCAUUAUAACCAAGGGGUUGUUAAUCUCAACGAUGGAGACAUCGCAUUCACCGAAAUGCUUGUGAUUUUGCAACAAUACGGAGACUACCGAAACAAUUGUUAUUCAAAGGUAGGCAAUGGGGGAGAAGGAAGCGGCAGUGUCCAUGGUGGACGCCGAAGAAACCAAAGCGGAGUUCAUAUGGACCCUCCAGGCGACGUGGCAUCUGGUCAACACCCGUCUGGAAAUGGACCAGGCUUUUGAACAGCCCGUGUGCAAGAAGAAGAAACUUUGGGAGACAGUGGCCGAGGGUGUCAAUGCCCGUCUGAGGGAGAAGGGAGCAGCCAACGUGGAUGUCAAGGCCCACGAGUGCGACCUGAAAUGGAGGAACAUGCUGACCACCUACAGAAAGAACGCCGAGCGGGCCAAGAGGCUGGGGGAGGCUGCCGUCCAUUGGGAGUUUUUUGGGGCCAUGCACCGAGUCCUGGGGAAAGACGCGCCGGCUGGACGGGGUUCCAAGAUGGACAAGACCAAGGUAAGCAGCAAGAGAUUCACGCCCAUUCUGCCGUCGCCUCCCCCUGCGAUUUCCUCAACAUCAUGUGGUCCGAGGCCGCCGCAGGACGUCCUGCAGCUGUACAUGGAGCUGCAGGAGAGGAAGUUGAGGAUGUGGGCCCAGCAGAAAGCACUCGAAGAGAGGAAGAUUGAAGCCAUCAACAACCUGGCCCACGCCAUCGCCAGCCUGGCCCAGAAAGACAAAGAAAGCUCAUAAAGAGACAGAUGGACUCAUGUGGACAUGACACUGCACACAAAAUUACUAUACUUUAUUUUUCCUUGAAUAAAAAGUAGGAUUUUAUCGCAA
Molecule: messenger RNA, 851 nt
Organism: Syngnathus acus (greater pipefish)
Lineage: Eukaryota; Metazoa; Chordata; Actinopteri; Syngnathiformes; Syngnathidae
Exons: 2
Coding region: 132-761 (209 amino acids)
Source: RefSeq, a predicted model, not a curated record